Molecule: messenger RNA, 1558 nt
Organism: Erythranthe guttata (spotted monkey flower)
Lineage: Eukaryota; Viridiplantae; Streptophyta; Magnoliopsida; Lamiales; Phrymaceae
Product: serine/arginine-rich splicing factor RS31
Molecular function (GO): RNA binding
Source: RefSeq, a predicted model, not a curated record
CGGUAAUUUUGGGUACGAGACUCGACAAUCGGACUUGGAACGAGCGUUCUCCAAAUAUGGAAGAGUUGAUCGUGUUGACAUGAAAUCUGGAACAUCUGCUAAGGGAAAAAUGAGCUUCUAUAUUGGCUUGCCAUCUUCUCUGCAAUAAAACUUCUUAUGCAAAGGCAACCUACGUGCUUACCUGCUCUCCUCACCUAAUGCAGUUGGAAUAGUUCCACAUCUAUUUCAUCCAAUCUUCUAUUUCUCUUUCAUCAAUGUGCCUAGCAAUUGCCAUCUCACCAAAUUGUAGUGGUGGGGAUUAAUUCAUCAUGCCAUGAUUUCCACAGUAGCGAUAAAGGGUUUAUGUGUCAGUUCAUCAUGCCAUGCCUACCAUCACUAAUCAUCUUAAGGCGAUCAAUGAGUUCUGUCAUGCCAUGACUUCCAUUUACUGAACUUUUGCUGUGAAAUUGGUGAAGCAUGCUUAGCGAUGAUGACUACUCAACUUUCACCAUGAUCUAGCCUUAAUUUGCCUCCAUCAUUAUUCAUCUUUGUUUAGUUCACCAUGCAAGGCCUCUACAUCCUUACUUUCAUCAGAACCUUCUCAUGUUUGCAGGAUUUGCGUUUGUUUAUUUCGACGAUGAGCGUGAUGCUGAAGAUGCCAUCCGGGGUCUUGACAAUUUACCAUUUGGGUAUGACAAGCGUCGAUUGUCUGUAGAAUGGGCUAAGGGUGAACGCGGUAGGCAUCGUGAGGAGAAGGCAGCAAACCAGAGACCUACUAAAACCCUCUUCGUGAUAAACUUUGACCCUGUGCGUACUAGAGACAGUGACAUAGAAAGACACUUUGAGCCUUAUGGCAAGGUACUGAAUGUGCGCAUUCGUAGAAACUUUGCAUUUGUGCAAUUUGAAAACCAGGAAGAGGCAACUAAAGCCUUGGAAUGCACUCACAUGAGUAAGAUACUCGAUAGGGUUGUUUCUGUUGAGUAUGCUCUGAGGGAUGACGAUGAGAGGGGUGGGGCCCACGAGAGUCCAAGAAGAAGUUACGGUAGGCGUGGAGAUAGUCCUCGCCGAAGGUCACCCAGUCCAGCAUACCGAAGGAAUCGACCUAGCCCUGAUUAUGGGAGGCCUCGAAGCCCAGUUUAUGAUAGGUACACUGGUCCAUCAUAUGACAGGCCCAGGAGUCCUGCUUAUGGGAGAUACCGAAGUAGGUCGCCUGCCAGGAGAAUGAGAACCUGAUGGAAGGGUCGCUCGAACAAUGGUUAAUGGGUCUGUAAAUGCAGUCACAAGCUUAUAGUUUAGUGUCGAAGAUACUCUGAAUUUCAGUAGUUCGAAUGUGAUGGAUUUUUGUGGGUUUCUCUUAAAAAAGCUAGUAACUGAUGUAAUUGGUUUUGGUGACCUAUGGAGUUUCUAUUUCGAAUACUCUAUAAUGUUUCCUUAUGUAGUUUACCAUUUACCCUGGUUGGACGAGCUAAACAAGAAAUCCUUGUGGUGUUAUGUUCUCGUUUGUUAAACAGCAACAAGAACUCCGUAUUUCAUAUUUGAUUUGUGGUUUAUAAAUAUUCUCAAGUUCUAGUUUGGUUAA